Messenger RNA from Metopolophium dirhodum (rose-grain aphid), 10397 nucleotides. RefSeq lists its product as uncharacterized. The record is from RefSeq and is a predicted model, not a curated record. NCBI's taxonomy places the organism in Eukaryota, Metazoa, Arthropoda, Insecta, Hemiptera, Aphididae. The transcript has 7 exons. Gene Ontology annotation, biological process: DNA integration. The coding region runs from base 1031 to 6310 and encodes 1759 amino acids. Gene Ontology annotation, molecular function: nucleic acid binding.
GACCCAAGCACUAGAGCGCGCCAGAUAAUUCGGAUAAAAAGAACGUUAUCGAUUCCGGUCACGCCUGCGCCGCUAUCACCGGUAUACGACUGUCCUGCUCGCGCUAUACAGUCGUAGUCGUGUGUUGUUGUCGAUACUUGUCGCAGCUGUUACCGACCCGUCUCGUUAUUAUUCCAAUGCGCAAUAGUGUGCCUUUAAAAAACCGCGUGUGCCGCCUUUGUCGAUUCGCCGUAAAAUCGGUGUGUAGCCGUGUCUUUUGUGCCGUCGCCACAAUUGUUGGUCCUUAGCGUUACGCGUAGAUAACGUCUUCGUGUGUUGUUGUGUCGCCGCCAUUAGCGUCCGUUACGCACACGCACGUUUGUUUGUGCUCGGCACCUUCCGCCGCCUUGUUGUUAUGUCACAGGCGCGGAUAGAUGCGCGUCGUUGAAAUUCGUGGCUCAGCUUAAAUCGUAAUUUUACCGGUUCGGUUAAUUUUUUAAUUCGACAUCACCGUGUACACUUGAUACCCACGUGUUUGGAUACGUCGUACUCAUUGUCCACCGUCGGUACGUCGCGUAGUGCAAGUAUACACCUCCGUAUGGGAACAAGUGCUCCGGUCAACUUCAACCAGGUCAGACGUAUCAUACCCAUACUGUUUAUUAUUUGAUAAUUGUUAUCAACGCUGAUACGCAGUUGUUUGUAUUAUUAAUUUCAUGAUUUAAUUUUUUAAUUAUUUGUAAUUUGUGUAGGACUAACAUAGUAAUAAGUUAUUCUCAUGUAUUCCAAUGAAUGAAAUCCUAUAUGUACAAUAAAUUUAUACAGUCCACUAUUCAGGAUAUUUUGUCGUUUCUUAUUAAUUUUAUACAUAUAUAUUAUUAAGACUCAAUCAGGUUUUAUUUACCAGCAAAUAGUUGAGAUACAACCGUGUUCAUUUGAAUCGGCUAUCAUGACUAACCAUUUGGUCCUUCGGGCCGGAUGCUUUGUGUAAUUUUAAUUAAUUAAUUUGUCCGUCUUAUCUUGCUUGCUCUUUAUUCCUUAAAAAUCGUGUAAUAUGGGAAGGCCUAAGCGUCAAGAUUUGGACAAUGCUGCUGAUAGUAAACGGUCGUUAGUUCGUGCUCGUGCAUCGCGGGAUGCAUCGUUGCGGUCAAUUAAAAAAAUAAAUACUAUAGCCGAAGAAGUUAAAUUAGAUGUUGAUCGUCGCGCAUUAUUUGAGGCUCACUAUUUGUCAUUGAAACGGUUCGUUGAUCAAUUUGAGUUAGAACAGCAAGCAGUAUUAAAUGCCCUUGUUGAUUUAGAUAAUGUAGUCGAGUUUGAAAAUGUUGAUGCUGUUGUCACUGAUACUAUGGAAGAGGUAUGUGCAAACAUUCAACUUAUUGCUACUGGCUUCCAUAGCACUUCUGUUAAUGUGACUGCAGAUAAUAAUGUUUCUACUGGUGCACGACAAACAGCACAGGCAAUUGUGUUACCAAAAAUUGAAUUGCCAAAAUUUGAUGGUAAUGUCCUGGGUUGGGUAUCGUUUCGUGACAUGUUUCAAUCACUAGUUCAUGACAACCCUGAUAUUUCUAAUAUUCAACGUUACCAUUUUUUAAUUUUAAGUCUGUCCGGUCCAGCACUUACAGUAGUGAAAGCGAUCCCUUUGACGGCUGAUAAUUAUAUCAUAGCUUGGAACGCAUUGAAACAGUCGUUUGAAAAUCAAAGACUAUUAGCUUCGGCACACAUUGACAAAUUGUUUUCAUUUGUGCCAUUGAAAAAAGAAUCAUUGUCGUCACUGUCGUCAUUUGUUCAUGUAUUCACUGAAAAUGUCUCUGCUAUUAAAGCACUUGGUGUCAAGGACCUAGCUGGUUUUAUUUUGUUUCAUAUUGGUGCUCGUGUAAUUGAUACAGAGACAAGGCGACUGUUCGAAGCAAGUAUUGAACAAAAUGCAGUCCCUAAUUUAGAUAUUUUAUUACAAUUUGUCGCACACAGAUGCAAAAUUUUAGAAAAUGUGGGAACGUCGGUUGGAACUAAUGACAAACCUGACAGCACUCUUAAAGGUAGUAGUAAGAAAAACAAAAGUGGCUCCCUUGGCAAAACUUCACUGUCAGUGUCUUCUACAUCCACAACAUCAAAAUGUUUAUUUUGUCAACACGAACAUCAGAUUUAUCGUUGCUUUGUAUUUAAACGCAAACCAGUUACAGUACGGCGCAAGUUUGUGAGCGAUCAUAAUUUGUGUUUUAUAUGCUUAAAAACGGGACAUAGUGUUGGUUCUUGUACUGCUUCUUUUACAUGUAAAAAAUGUGAAGGUCGUCAUAAUACACUGUUACAUAUAGAAAAUGUCGGUACAAAAAAUAACAGUGAGACGACACAGAAAGAGAAGUCAGAUGUUCAGUCCUCUACGUCCAAACCUGUUGAAAAUAACACUGUGUUCGCAGGUACGAUAGCGACACAAGCAACUGUAGUGUUAGGUACUGCGGUUGUUCGUAUACAAGAUGACACAGGUGUUACUCAUCAGGUUCGAAUUUUAUUAGAUAGUGGGUCACAGGUUUCGGCCAUUACUGCAGGUUGUGCCACCAGACUUGGUCUUAAACGCACCAGGAGUCAUGUAGAGGUAGUUGGCCUCUCUCAACAACCGGUGUCCAAGGUAAAAGGUGUUACUCAGUGCGCGUUUUUUCCGCUUCAGUCAGAUCAACCACUGUUUAAAGCAAAUAAUGUUAUAAUAUUGUCCCAAAUUACUGGAUUAAUGCCAAUGUGUUCACUCCCUGCUACGGUGCGCACGCGAUAUCAACACCUAGUACUAGCUGAUCCGGAAUUUGAUCAUCCUGGCACCGUGGACAUGUUAAUAGGAGGUGAUUUAUACCCGAUGAUUUUGCAGCCCAAAGCGGACAUCAUCCAUACGCCUGGAUUGCCGUCAGCAAUGCACACAAAUCUCGGUUGGAUAAUUGUUGGUUCACUCAGGGAUCCUACUUCAUUACCUCUGAUGUCGUUGACUAUUAGUGCAGUACCAGUCCUGAAUGAAACGUUGCAACGAUUUUGGACGGUUGAAGAGCCGACUGCCCCAGUACACUCGACCACCGAAGACGAACGAUGCGAGGAGUGGUUCUGUAAAACAGUGUCACGGGACACAUCAGGCAGAUUUUGCGUUGCUCUCCCUUUUCGGUCUACAAUAGAAGUUCAAGGUAAUCAAAAUCAGGACUUGAGUACGGCUAGUGGUCUUGGUUCUUCGCGUGCGAUGGCUCAAAACCGGUUGUUUAAUAUUGAACGUCGCCUAGCAAAGGAUCCUGAACUAUAUUCCGCGUAUCGUGACUUCAUGGAUGAAUAUCUGUCGCUCGGUCACAUGCGCCUAGCUGAGAAACCAGGGAAGUAUUUUAUCCCACAUCAUGCGGUUGUUAAACGGCAAAACGAAAAAUUAAAAAUUCGGGUAGUCUUUGAUGCGUCGGCCAAGUCAUCUUCUGGUUUAUCACUUAACGACUGCUUGGCAACUGGACCAAAAUUGCAGAGUGAUAUCACCGACAUAUUACUUCGUAGCCGUUUCCACAAGUUCUUGUUCAUCGCAGAUAUUGAGAAAAUGUACAGGCAGAUCCGAGUCAAUGAUGCAGAUUGUGCGUAUCAACAUAUACUUUGGCGAAAUUCGCCCACUGAAGAAGUCAAAGAGUACGAAUUAUGUACUAUCACUUAUGGUGUCAACGCAGCUCCGUUUUUGGCAAUCAGAUGUUUACACCAACUGGACUCGGAAAAUGGAUCUGAAUUUCCUUUGGCAGAAAAUUUGUUGGUUACAUCAACGUAUGUUGACGACAUUGUGGCAGGUGCUGGUACCGAAAAGGAAGCUCUGGAGCUUCAGGAUCAAGUCAUAUCCCUAUUACGCAAAGGUGGGUUCCAUUUACGAAAAUGGGCCAGUAAUUGUGAGGCAGUAUUAAAAGGUAUAGCUGCUGAAGACCGCGCAAUGGACCCAUCCUUUGAACUUAAAGAUGACCAAUCAGUAAAGGUAUUAGGUUUACAUUGGAUUACUACGUCGGAUGCCUUAGGCUACCACAUUAACAUCAACAAAGUCGAACCAACCAAGCGCACCAUACUUUCAACCAUCGCUCGUCUAUACGAUCCUGUUGGAGCGUUGGGCCCUGUGGUAUUCUGGGCCAAGUGCAUUAUGCAAGAAUUGUGGAUAGAGAAAUUAGAUUGGGAUGCUUCGCCUUCGUCCGACAUAAUCGAUAAAUGGCAUAAGUUCACAACUGAACUACCUGCGUUAUCUUCCUUCUCACUCUCUCGUUAUAUCAACGCAUGCUCAUCAAAGACCAUACAGUUAUUGGGUUUCGCGGAUGCUUCUCAAAAGGGAUACGCGGCGGUGGUCUAUAUGAGAGUCAUUGAUAUGCAGGAUGAGGUAACGGUGCAUUUUCUUACGGGUAAAACAAAAGUCGCCCCUCUUAAGGCAUCACAGACGGAUGAGUCACUGACAAUACCACGGCUAGAGUUGUGUGCCGCCUUGUUACUUGCGCGACUGCUGUCUCAUCAACUCUUCGUGCUUCGUGAUAUCGUAACGAUAGAUUGUGUUCGAGCAUGGAGUGAUUCUACCAUUGUCUUGGCUUGGCUUAAUGGGGACCAAAAGCAGUUUAAGAUAUUUGUUACUAAUCGAGUGGCGAAAAUUCGCUCUCUGCUGCCACACUGUGAAUGGUCUCAUGUACGAUCAUCGGAUAACCCUGCAGAUCCUGCAUCUCGAGGCAUGCUGCCAGAAGAACUUCUUACCAAUCGAUUACAUUUAAAUGGUCCAGAGUUUCUGCAAGAUCCCAAUUGUCAGUUUUCAAGUUUGAUGCCGAAUGAGUUUUCACCUGAGCAACUUCCAGAGAUAAAAACCUCAGUUAAAAAUGUUUUAUUUGUUCAGGACAGUAUCCAGCCUUCAGACAUGAUCAGUCAAUUUUCAACAUUAACAAAAAUGCAACGUGUGUUAGCGUACUGUUUUCGUUUCGCCCGUCGUCGAAAUAUUCCGAAGAGCAGUGGACCAAUCACUCGGAUGGAAUACGAACGUGCCAUGAACGCAGCUAUUUUAUGUACGCAAAUGACAUACUUGUCGGAUCUACAAAAACAGAUACAAAAUCAAGGUUCCAUAACUCCGACAACGAUAGCCCAGCUAGCUCCUUUCAUCGAUUCGAAUGGAAUCAUUCGAGUUGGCGGAAGAUUAAAACGGGCGCUAUUAGACGAAAAUGCAAAAUAUCCAAUUCUUUUGCCUCAAAAAACACAUCUAACAGAAUUAAUCAUUCGACAUUUUCAUCAUAUCUCGUUACAUGGAGGAUCAAGAUUGGUACUUUCGAUGAUCCAUCAAAAAUUUUGGAUUAUUUCUGGUCGAGCAGCUGUCCGUAAUAUUACAUAUUCUUGUAUUCCUUGCACAAAGUUUAGAAGUAUAAACCCGCGACCUUUCAUGGGGGAUCUGCCAGCUGCUAGAGUUGUAGCGAAUCGACCAUUCUUUAACGUUGGAAUGGAUUAUGGCGGACCUUUCAUGGUUCGUGAAAGUCGACGUCGCGGUGCACGUACGAAUAAAAUAUAUUUAGCUGUAUUUGUGUGCAUGUCAGUGAAGGCUGUGCAUUUGGAAGCCGUGUCAGAUAUAUCCACAGACGCGUUCCUCGCCGCAUUGGACAGAUUCGUUGCUCGACGUGGAAUUCCCGACAGCAUGUACACCGAUUGCGGGACAAAUUAUGUAGGUGCUGCAAAACAACUGAAGAAACUGUUUGAUGAAGCUUCCAAUCAGCAUAGCUUAUAUGGUCGUAUACCGUGCAAGUGGCACUUUAACCCACCGGGAGCCCCUCAUUUUGGUGGGAUAUGGGAGGCUGCCGUCAAAAGUGCAAAAACCCAUUUAAAAAAAGUGAUUGGUGCCCAAGUAUAUACUACCGAGGAAUUCACAACACUCAUCACGCGAAUCGAAGGCGUGUUAAACUCUCGGCCGAUUGUACCGCUGUCCAGUGAUCCAAAUGAUCUAAACGUGUUAACCCCAGGUCACUUUCUAAUUGGACAACCAUUGCUAGCACUUCCAGAAGAGGAUGUAGUGAACACUCCAACCAACCGUUUAGGUCGUUGGCAAUUACUCCGUCAAGCUCAACAAUCAUUUUGGCGUCGAUGGAGCCACGAAUAUCUGCAUACACUACAGGGGAGGCAAAAGUGGUUUAGGCAGACACCAAAUCUAAUGGUUGGCGAUCUUGUAGUUAUCAACACACCAUCACGACCACCCAUGUCCUGGCAGAUAGGUCGAAUCAUUGAGGUUCAUCCAGGGGAGGACAACAUUGUGCGUGUAGCGACCGUUAAAACCCAAGAAGGCACCCUCAAACGUCCUGUCAUCAAGUUGGUAAAACUUCCAGUUGAUCCAAGACCUUAAGAGGGCUCCCAUAUUACCGAUAUCCUUAACAUUUUUCCUUUGUAUAUACACAUUGUAAUUAUAAUUAUAAUUUUUUUUGUUUGUUUGUUUCUUAUAUGUACUAUGAUACAGUCUGACCGAGAAAUGUUUUUUCCUUUUGAAAGCAUGCUUUCAAAGGGGGGAGGAUGUUCAGACCCAAGCACUAGAGCGCGCCAGAUAAUUCGGAUAAAAAGAACGUUAUCGAUUCCGGUCACGCCUGCGCCGCUAUCACCGGUAUACGACUGUCCUGCUCGCGCUAUACAGUCGUAGUCGUGUGUUGUUGUCGAUACUUGUCGCAGCUGUUACCGACCCGUCUCGUUAUUAUUCCAAUGCGCAAUAGUGUGCCUUUAAAAAACCGCGUGUGCCGCCUUUGUCGAUUCGCCGUAAAAUCGGUGUGUAGCCGUGUCUUUUGUGCCGUCGCCACGAUUGUUGGUCCUUAGCGUUACGCGUAGAUAACGUCUUCGUGUGUUGUUGUGUCGCCGCCAUUAGCGUCCGUUACGCACACGCACGUUUGUUUGUGCUCGGCACCUUCCGCCGCCUUGUUGUUAUGUCACAGGCGCGGAUAGAUGCGCGUCGUUGAAAUUCGUGGCUCAGCUUAAAUCGUAAUUUUACCGGUUCGGUUAAUUUUUUAAUUCGACAUCACCGUGUACACUUGAUACCCACGUGUUUGGAUACGUCGUACUCAUUGUCCACCGUCGGUACGUCGCGUAGUGCAAGUAUACACCUCCGUAUGGGAACAAGUGCUCCGGUCAACUUCAACCAGGUCAGACGUAUCAUACCCAUACUGUUUAUUAUUUGAUAAUUGUUAUCAACGCUGAUACGCAGUUGUUUGUAUUAUUAAUUUCAUGAUUUAAUUUUUUAAUUAUUUGUAAUUUGUGUAGGACUAACAUAGUAAUAAGUUAUUCUCAUGUAUUCCAAUGAAUGAAAUCCUAUAUGUACAAUAAAUUUAUACAGUCCACUAUUCAGGAUAUUUUGUCGUUUCUUAUUAAUUUUAUACAUAUAUAUUAUUAAGACUCAAUCAGGUUUUAUUUACCAGCAAAUAGUUGAGAUACAACCGUGUUCAUUUGAAUCGGCUAUCAUGACUAACCACUAGCUGAAACAUUAUACCCAGUGCAAACAAUGUCUCCGAACUCAUACUAUUCUUAUUUUCCUCGUCUUAUGUAAGAAUAUUAAUAAUUUCACGUCCAAUGACCGUAUCCCAUAAAUACCACAGACAGAUUAUAAAACUUAGUUUAUUUACAAUAGUGAAUAACUAAAUAAGUCAUAGUAAGUAAUUAAAUUCACAAAAUAUAAUCAUAACACGAGAACGUGACUGUUUCUUGAUUUUUGUAUUUGUAAAUGUCCAUCUGUGUAUAGGUAAAAAAAUCACCAACUGAACAUUAUUUAAUACUUACAUAAAAGGUACUUAGAACAAGAUCAUUAUUUAGUACUUAUUAUCCAGAUCAAAUAUUUCCUGAAUGACAAAUUAUGUUGUUUAUUCUUUUCGUGAAGAAAGUAUAGAAUCGUGUUCCAAUCAUGGUUUUUUUUCUAUAAAUGUCAAUGAAAUUUACCUAAUUAACGUUAUCAUGGCUUUUUUAUCGUGCCUUCUACUUUUUUUUAAGUAGUCAAUACGUUUGUGUUAUUGUUCAUAUUAGUCAUCCACAACAAUACCUUUUUACUGUAGUGCGUUUUUUGUUAUGUUCAUCGUAGAAUGGCAAUAAAUUGCUAAGAAAAUUGCACCUGAACCAAUAAAUAGUAUCAAAUAAAACACGUUGAAGACGCCAUAGGCAUUUUAAACAGAUGUAUAAUCGUGGCCUAAGAUAAUAUGGCAAGCAAAUACCAGUUUUCGACAAAAUCAGCUUUAAUUUUUUUAUGCGACCGUACAACGAAUUGCCAUUGAUGACGUAUAGAAACCGUUAUGAUAUUGCUAGUUGUUUUACUAAUUUAUUAAUCAAAACUGGCGUACCGUAGAACGCUCUGAAUAGAUUCACGGAAUAUUAAGCUGGUUAAACUAAAUCUGAAUAUUUUAAAUAUUGCAUUAUAAAUCAGAAAAUCGUAGAAUUUUUAAAGAAUCUAUGAUUAAUAACAAACGAUUUUUAAAAGAAGGUGGACAUAUGGGUACCGCUCACUGAACACAGUAAAAAAUAAGGUACUGUCGUGGGUUACUCGUAGAGUAUAGUCUCACGGACAACCCCGGCGGGAUGGCUAUAAUACAAUAUAAUCGACCGUGUUCUGACUGACUCGCUGACUGAUCAACGUAGAUCCUCGAGAUGAUAGCUCGAGGCUUGAAAUUUCAAAGAUACCCUCGUACCACCAUGUAAAUGUAAACUAAGAAAGCAUUUUCUGAAAUUCGCGUUUGGAGGUGGUGAACAAGUAUUUUGAGAUUCUAGAUGACCGAUGAAAAUGUUUGAGUUUUGAACACUAAUACACUGAAUAUUAAAAAACGAAUUUAACAAAGUUUGAAUCAUACAGAGUUGACAUUUUUAACGUACAACGAAAUGCAUUGUCGAUAUGCGAUAGGUUAUAUAUUAUUAUGUCAGUUUUAUCCAAAAAUAUUAUAAAGAACAUUAAUAUGUGGCCAAGACUUGAUAGCUUUUCUCUUGUUUUUCAAAUGGUUUUCUGGACUUCCGCGUCACUUAAUACUUUGAUGAUAAACCCAUCUCUAGCUUUAUAUUUCAUACUUUCAUUGUUUCCAUUGAGUUGUAGACUUCCAGACAAACUUUGUUAGCAGUUUGAAUAUAUGUAUAAACUAUCUGAUCCCGCGCGCUUUGUUGCCUUCACAAAAUUACAAUUAUUAAAAACCUCGAUCAUUUGAAAUUAGAGGGGCCUAAUUGGGCAUAAGGAGUAAAAAAGGUGUUAACUACAAAUUAAAAAAAAUUCAUUGUCUUAAAUUUUAUUUAUGAACAUCAAUAAUAAUCGUGUCAAACACAUUUUCAAAUUAUAGUUGAAUAAUAAUAUAAAUGUAUAUUUAUUAUAAAAUUAGUCACUUCUCUUCAUCUACAUAUAUAUAAUUAUUUUCUUUUAUAUCUGUUUGAUUAAUUUAUUCACCAAUUAGAAAAAUGUUAUAUUGAUAUUAUUUUAUUCUUUUUUCUAAUAAGAACAUAAUGUGUGAUGGGGGAUGAUGAUAAGAAACUGAUUACAAGGUUCCUUAUAAAUUGUUCUAAUAGCUAAUAAUAAAUAUUAAAUAUCUAUUGGUGCAAUUUUUUUUAAGUACCUAUUUAUAGUUCUAAUUUUUACAAAAUUUCUCAAAAUCUUGAAAAUAUUCAAUUAUUUUGUAGUUAUGAAUUAUAAAAUAUUCGAUUCCUAUACCUAAGAAUUUAAAAUGUAUAACAAGGAAUAAUUAUUUCAUACAGUAACCAAAAUCUAACUAAAAAUCUUAUAUAAACACAGUUAUUUUUUACAGACAUUUUAAGUUCAAAGUCAGACAAAUUGUUUUAUUGAAACCAAUAGAAUAACAAGGAAAAAUCAACUAAUCAGAAGUGGAGAACUACUACAUUGGCCUGAGGUGAAGGAGAGUCGCAAACUGAAUAAACUAACACAACUGUUAUGAUACCUAUCUAUUUUGUUGUAUUAUUUUCUAGAAUUGUUUAUGAAUAAUAUUGAAUAUACACAAAUUAUGUUUGCUUAGUAACCCUUUAAAUAUCAAAACUAUAAUCCAUUUUAUAUUAUUCUUAUUUUCAACGCUGUGAAUAUUAUUAAUUUAUUGUACCUACAAACAUGGUGAAAAAAAAUAAUAUGUUAGCUAUAUUACUUGUGUUAAAUGUUAUUAGUUGUAUAUACGCUAAUAGUGGGAGAUGUCUAGAUGAAAUGAAGAACGAAGAACUCGUGGAUGAUGGCCCAAACGGGUUUACCACGCGUGCUGAUUGCAAUGUCAAAGUUCAAAAUAUCUUGAAUAGUGGUAAUUACAUCAGCCGGUAUGGUAAAAUAUGUGCGCAGUUAUAUAGGUCAUUGUCGAAGAUUCGGUUUCAUAUCGCCAAUUGAUUUUUGUACUAGAGAAAUUGCAAACACAAUAUGAUUUAAAAUUGAAUAUAUUUUUUUAUUGUAUACAAUAUACAUAUUAUAAAUUAUAAUAAAUAAGUACAAUUAUUAA